GUGCAUCCUGAGCCCCUGGUUUCGGGAUCCGCCGGGGUCGAGGCCAUCCCGUCCCUCGAGCGGGCUGCAUUAUCGGGGUGAUCCCGCAGGGCCCAUCAGCCUGUCCCCGCGCCCCCCCACGAUGCCUUUCUUCGGGAACACGUUCAGCCCCAAGAAAACGCCCCCUCGGAAGUCUGCCUCUCUCUCCAACCUGCAUAACCUGGACCGAUCAGCGCGCGAGGUAGAGCUGGGCCUGGACUAUGGUACCCCCACGAUAAACCUGGCCGGCCAGAGUCUGAAGUUUGAAAAUGGCCAGUGGAUGGCAGAGUCGGGGGUCAGUGGUGGUGUGGACCGCAGGGAGGCCCAACGCCUCCGGAGACGCAAUCAGCAGCUGGAGGAGGAGAACAACCUUCUGAAGCUGAAGGUGGACAUUCUGCUGGACAUGCUCUCCGAGACCACGGCUGAAUCCCACCUGAUGGAGAAGGAACUGGAUGAACUGAAGAGCGUCAGCCGGAGGCGGAAGUGAAGACCCAAAAGCCCCCCAACAUACAGGGAGACCUCCCUGCUGAUUAGAGAAGAUAGUGCAGGGGGGAUCUCUUCCAUGUUAUGGGGAGGAUCAUCUCACAUCUUUGAUGUUAUGGGGAGGGUCAUCUUGCAGCUCCCUAGUGUACUUGAGUUGCAAAGAGAAGGAGGAAAAAGACCAAGAUUCUGCACACCACCCCUUGGUCAUCUAGACUGGGGGUACUCCCGGAGUGUGUUCUGCUUUGUAACAUCCAAUUGCAUGUUCCUGGGGUGCCUCUGGGGUGAAAAGCAGCAAGUUCAUUUUGGACACCCCCUCCUCACAUAGAUGAAUCCUGUAUUUGGUGGACCCAGAAGAGAGCUUGCUUGCCCCCUGCUUCUUUGCCCUAUUCCCUAAGAGCACAUGAACCCAAAUCUGGGGGGUUCCUGAAGUGCUCCCAAGCCUUCCACAACAACACUACUUUCAUGCAUCUUUUCACACACUUAUUUUUUUUUU
Messenger RNA from Suncus etruscus (white-toothed pygmy shrew), 994 nucleotides. RefSeq names its product chibby family member 1, beta catenin antagonist (gene CBY1). NCBI's taxonomy places the organism in Eukaryota, Metazoa, Chordata, Mammalia, Eulipotyphla, Soricidae. Gene Ontology annotation, cellular component: nucleus. Gene Ontology annotation, biological process: negative regulation of Wnt signaling pathway. Bases 122 to 505 code for a protein of 127 amino acids. The transcript has 5 exons. The record is from RefSeq and is a predicted model, not a curated record.